Messenger RNA from Striga hermonthica, 618 nucleotides. Lineage: Eukaryota; Viridiplantae; Streptophyta; Magnoliopsida; Lamiales; Orobanchaceae. The record is from the annotation of a GenBank genome assembly.
AUGUCGGAAAAACUAUGCGACAAACACGACGGCAGCCGACAAAAACCCUUCCGCUUCGUCGUCAUGUUUCUCGUCGUCGUGCUCGCCACCAUUUUCAUCACUUGGGCCGUCCUCCGGCCCACGAAGCCCACAUUCACCCUCGAGGACGCCACCGUCUUCAAGCUCAACAUCUCGGCCCCAAACGUCGUCUCGGCCACCAUCCAGGUCACCGUGUCGGCCCACAACCCAAACUCCAAAAUCGGCAUCUACUACGAGGCCCUCCAUGCGUACGCAACCUACCGUGGCCAGCAGGUCACUUACUUCACGACAAUCCCACCGGCCUACCAGGGCCAUGGGGGCGUCGACACUUGGUCACCGUUCAUCUACGGGGCCGACGUCCCCGUGGCACCGUACAACGGACUUGCCCUAGCCCGGGAUACGGCCGAUGGGGCAGUCCCACUUAUGAUCAAGGUCAACGGUCGGGUCAAGUGGCGGGUCGCGUCGGUCGUGACGGGCAAGUACCACCUGCACGUCACGUGCCCAGCAGUCAUCCCGAUUGGGAAUGGAAAGAAUGUCGGGAUUGUGGUUGGCAAUGCGAUCAAGUAUCAGCUCUCGCAGAGUUGUAGUGUCAAUGUUUAA